AUGACAUUUGACUGGAGCACCAAUCAAACUGACCCCAAUGAUGCUAUGAUCAGCUGGGCCGCAUUCUACAGCGACUGCGAGCAUGAAGUGCUCGAGGUCACCAGCGGUCACCGCCUGACCCUAACCUACAAUCUGUAUGCCGUCCGUGGCGCUGGUCGUCUGACCGGCGUGUCCCCAACUUUAGACCCUACCAAGCUGCCUUUGUUCAAGGCAUUUCAAGCUACGCUGGACCAGGAUCCUUUCAAUGGCCAAGGGCGUCGACGCGGUCUCUGGGAGAUUUUCAGGGCCAUGUACCUGCCUGCCAAGAUUGUGCCAGUCAUAGAGAUGGAUGAGGGCAUCCAGGAUCAAUUCUCGUACUUCUAUGACAAGGCUGAUGAUCCCGAGAAUCCCUGGGCCGUGGCUCUCCGGGCGCGUCUUCCGCCGACAAAGCCCUCCAAAUUUAUCAUCGGCCAUCAAUUUGGAAUUCGCCGUACCAAUAAUAUCCAAGUCGAAAGUGUUAGUGACUACCACUCGAUAUUUACGCGAUGGGGUGAGUAUGCCCCUGAUUCUAUCAAAUGGCUUGUGAAGCCACGGAUGUCUGAGCUCCAGCUGCUGUACAUGGCGGUGAGAAAGCCCCCGGACCCUGCUUCUGCAAAGACCAAAUUAGCUAAAAUUAUUUCAAAGUAUGGUAAUAACGCCAGUAUGGAAGCAAUGUAUUCACGCUGCGCCAUGUUAGUGACGAUUCCGGCGAAAGACGAGCUAUCAUGCAACGAGGAGACCUUCUGA
Molecule: messenger RNA, 765 nt
Organism: Phaeoacremonium minimum UCRPA7
Lineage: Eukaryota; Fungi; Ascomycota; Sordariomycetes; Togniniales; Togniniaceae
Product: putative 2og-fe oxygenase family protein
Exons: 2
Coding region: 1-765 (254 amino acids)
Source: RefSeq, a predicted model, not a curated record